AUGAGGCGAAAUUCAAUGCCACUUUGUAUUCUACACGCAUACCUUCACUACCAAAUUGGCCUAACUGCCUCACCUGCCCUCUGCCAGGACCUGCCUCCUUCGCCCCUUACAGCACCUAACGCACAGCCUCCUCCCAGCGAGCCGGGCUUCAGCAGCAUCAGCCCGGCGCUCGCACCCCGGCCCCGCGCCCUGCGGCCACGGUGCGCUCGGGACCCCGGAGACCUCCCCUCCCCGGCCCGGGGCUCCGCUCCAUCCCCUCCGCUCGCCCCUCCAGGGCCGGGCGCGCGGCACCGUCUCCCCCCGCAGCGCGCGCGGUGCAGCGGCCCCGGGUCCCGGAGCCCCAGCCCUGCCGCUCCCGGCCCUGCACCCCCGCAGGCUCCCGAGGUCCUGGCGCUGCGCGGGCUCCUUCCCGCUCCUCGCGGGCGCGAGGCUCCAGCACCCUGCUCCUCUCCUGCAGCCCGCGGCCGGCGCCGCGAACCCCCACCUCACUCACUUCCCGGCCGGAGCUGGGGACGUCGAGAGGGUCUCGGGCGGCCGCAGCCUCCUCCGCCUCCUCCGGCCCGGCCCCGGCGGCUGAGGUGGCGGCGGCGCCCGCUCAGGCCCCGGAGCCGCCCCCGCGGGGAACGUUCUCAGGCGCCCGGCUCGCGCAGUUUCCCCGCCCGGCACGCGCAGCAAGCCCGCCCCCGGCGCGAGGGCGCGAGGGCGCGAGGGCGCAGGGCGGGGGGCGGGCACGCGCCGCCUGCGCGAGCGCGCGGCCGGGGGCGGGGCUUCCGCCGCGCGGAGGAGGGGGCGGGCAAGCGGGCCGAGUUCCCUCCGAACCCCGCCCCCUGCGGCCGAGCACGACCCAGGCGCCCCCCCCACCCCAGCUCCCAGGCUGGCGUGCGGACGCGCAGGGGAAACCUGCCCCCUUCGGGCUGGUCCCGCACGCUGGCGGCGGGCGGCGGAGGUGCGUUUCAAUUCCACAGGUAUGUGCCGGACAGCUGGAUACUAGGCGCGCCGUGA
Zalophus californianus (California sea lion) is the source of this 1002-nucleotide messenger RNA. RefSeq names its product basic salivary proline-rich protein 1-like. The transcript is spliced from 2 exons. Bases 1 to 1002 code for a protein of 333 amino acids. The record is from RefSeq and is a predicted model, not a curated record. NCBI's taxonomy places the organism in Eukaryota, Metazoa, Chordata, Mammalia, Carnivora, Otariidae.